This is a messenger RNA of Dipodomys spectabilis (banner-tailed kangaroo rat), 10001 nucleotides long. It is a transcript of the gene Prr14l, whose product is annotated as proline rich 14 like. Lineage: Eukaryota; Metazoa; Chordata; Mammalia; Rodentia; Heteromyidae. Bases 200 to 6208 code for a protein of 2002 amino acids. The record is from RefSeq and is a predicted model, not a curated record. The transcript is spliced from 9 exons.
GCGGACCAUAGAGACGGUGAAGUGUCUGCGGCCCGGAGCGCCCCUAAACCUGGGGCGCUGCAGGUUCAGGUUAGUCUUGGCCGCGGCGGGGCUGCGUUUGCCGAGGCCAAGCUGGAGGGACAGGCCCGGGCUACGGAGCAGGCCUCAGGGAUGAACGUUUGAUAUAAAAGACUUGACUCCAUAAUCUCCGUCUGCCCUAAUGCUGUCAUCUGGAAUAGAGACUCAGCGGGUUCCACUUGAUUCCUCCAUGUCUGCUGUGGUACAGGAAUUUUACUCUGAACUUCCCGAGGCCCUCCUGGUACAGUCCAGAGAACUUUUACACGAGGAUCUCCCUGAAGGUUUUCUAAGGAACAAAGAAGGAAAUGUACAGAUUACAGCUGAAACUCUGCCUGAGUCCACGGAAGAAGUACAAGGUAUAAAGGUGAAUGGGACUAAGAUGGAUAAGAAUGACAAUGUGAGUAAUAUUCUCUCAGCUGGGUGCAGUGAAUACCAAGAAGUAGACAAAAUCAUGACCAGUGGUGAAGUUUCAGAAACCAGAACUUUAGUUUCCCUAAAGCCUUUAACCUUUGUGGACCCUGGAUUGGCAGAAGUAACUGCUAAUGAAAAAGAAUGUGGAGAAUUAAAAACUUUUCCAUCUUGGUUGUCAUUAUUACCAGGGAACAGUGCCAUUUCCAACACUGACAAUGAAGAGAAAGAGCUGUGUAAAUUAAACCCUGUCUGCGAAGCAGAUGACAAUCGCCAACAGACUCCUGGCCUCCAUAAUGAAAAACACAGUUCUGCACCUAAUACUUCCACAGCUAUGGGAAAUAGAGAUGCUAUAAAACCCUUGGAAGAAAGUUCUGAAAUUCCACAUUUCAUACCACUUUUGUCUGUUCCAGAAUGCAGAAUAGCAUCAUUAGAAAAAUGUGAUUUUGAAAGCAACAGUUUGCUGAAAGGAUCUGCUAAAAAGACAGAUAGUUCUUUUUUUAAUGAGGACGAUCCAAGCAAAAACUUGGCUUGUAUAGAAGGUAAAGAAAGGCCUUUGAAUCUCGGGAAAGAAAGGGAAGAAGAACCAGAAAAGAAAGCCAGUUCUGGUGGAAAAAAGACUGCUGAUAUCCCAAAGGAAGAUACUUACAAUAGCUCUUGCAUUCAAGGCAGUAUCCAUACAGAAAGCUCUAGUUCUUUAAUGCUCAAUUUUCUUACUGAAGCCACAGAAAUAAUGUUUAAAAAGAAUGAUUUGAAAAUCACUUUAGACUAUCAGGGUAACUUGACAGACCCUGUGGACCAUAGAAAAACGGUUCCUAAUGUGAGCCAUGUAAGUGAGCACUCAGUAGAAAGCAAUUUUUUCUCUUCAGUGCAACUUAGAGAGUCAGAACAGACAACCACUAUAAAGCCUAAUAAGUUACGUGAAAAGAUAAAUAGUAAAGACUCUAAUUCUUUAGUUAACAUUCAGAGAAAUCUGGAAGGUGAAACUCAGAUAAAUGAAGCAACAUGUAAUGAUUUUUUGUCUGAAAGAAAAUCUUUUGGGAGUGUUAUGCCAGAAGAUCAGAUAAAUUUUAUACCUAGCAAGAUAUCAAAAUCCAAGACAGAUGCUGCUCAAUUACCACUGUUGCAAGAAUUUGAUUACAGACCUUCAGAAAAGGCUACACGAACCUCACUUGACAGUAUCUCACAUUUAGAUGCACCAGGCAUUGCUGGUGAGAUGAGUGAACCUUCUUGUGCUAGUGAACUGGUUAUGAAAGUAGAUUGUGAAUGUGUUUUAAAUCAACAAGUGUCCCUUAAUUCUCAAGACCACAUGACAUUGCCAACUAGUUCUCUACUAAAUAUAAACAGAGAGAGGCCUUUGGCUACAGGCAAUGAUGCCCAACAGAGCCAUCACCUUUCUUUAAAGAAUGGAGGGGAGGUUAUUGCUGGUACCCAGACCAUUCCCAUGAAGACAAAACUAAAAGACAUUUCUUCACAGGGUGACAAAAUCUGUGGUGCCUCUUCAAAUCCCACCUUUAGCACCAAAUCAGGAAGCCUAGAAGGAAAAGAAAAAAUGGCUGAUUCAGGAACAGAAGAUUUACAUUUUGGGUUCCUCUCAAGUACAAAAGAAGCAGCUGGCUCUCCUCAGGAGGUUUCUGUCACCAAAUGUAAAAACAUUCAAUCUCAGGAUAUCUCCAUCUGUCACAAUGCAAGAGAAAAUGUACCAAAAGAAAAUUUACUUUCUGCGUGUGCUGUUUCUAAGCCAAGCAAAAUCAUUCUGAGAGUGAACAACUCUAAAGCAAGAAAAUAUGAAAAUGCAUUUCAGCACAGUGAUCACUACUCCCAGGGAACAGAAGACUCUGUAAAAAGUAACACCCAGAAAAUGAGCUGUACAUCUAAGAAGAGUGAACUUACUAGGAGAGAAACUCAAGGCAGCCUUCCAGAUGGUAAGAACCAUACUAAAGUAGCACAUAUGUCAGGUAAUGGAGUGUUGAAGAUAGCCACACGUGCUGCCAUCAGUCACAUCAAACCCAAUGAGAGAGGGCUACACAGAAAAGAAUCAGAUAUACCCAAUGAAACUGUGUUUUGUAAAGACACUAUCUCUGACUGUGCUACACAAGAACUAAACCAAUCUGCAAACAUUCCAAAUCCUGAAACAUUGAACCAGUCUCCUCCAACAGUUGAAACCCUUGGUCAGAAAGCAGAUGAAGUCCUUGGCUUCCAGAGUAACCAAAACAGACUAGUUGAAUGCAGAAGUAAAUGUAAAUCAGUUAAGAAGGCACUAGACAGUCACCAGAGAGAAGCCACUGCAGAAGCUAACAGAGAGCUAAAUUUCAGCAAAAAAGAUCUGCUAGUCAGUUUGGAUAGGGAUAACUCACUGCUUUGUGGUAGUCCGAAGAAAGACAAUUCCCAAGGAGCCUUUGAAAAUAUUUCUGGUUCUGAAGAGUCCAUCGAUGGUAUGAUACACACGGUCCAUGCAGACUAUGGUGAAAAGCCUGCACAAGGUAUGCUGGCUGUGAAAACAUCUAAUGUACUUGGUGAUGGUGCAAAGGGAGAUAGACUGGCAUUCCGUGAAACCUCAAGGAAUACCUCAUCUGAGAGAGGAGAACUGAAGGCUGCAUUUAUAGGACCAGCUGACUCAGAUCUCCCAAAUGUUGCUGCUUCUAUAGAGCAGUCUGUAGAAAUAAAAUCAUGUGAAGAGAAAGUAUGUAAAUCUUUAGAAGACUGUGAAAUUGAAGAAUGCCCAGACUCUUCCAUACCCCAUGAGAUGAAGUCUAUUGCUGAUCAUGAACCAAAUGUGAGUAUAUUAGAUAGCAUAAGCAUGUCUUUAAAUCAUGCUUACCAUAAACACCAUUGUAACGUAGGAUCUCUAAGAGAGACCCAGGGAAUAACUGAAGGAUCAAGACCAGAAGUAGAUUCUGAGGCUGGCAAGGAAAAACCUUUGGGAAUAUCCUCAAGAGAUUUGAUGUCCUUUAAAUGCCAAGAUGGGAACUCUGACUCUCCACAGAGCCUAGAAUCCUUUAAAGCAAUGACUUUGUAUCUAUCUUCUCAAGAAAAUUCAGAAAUUGAUAAUACCAGUAGUGAAGAAACUGACCUGAAAAAUCCUUUUAAGCAGAAAGAUGGUGACGUGCUUUGUGAAAAUACAAAAGACUGUGCAAGCCUGCUCGAGAUGAAGGAACAAGUACCAAGGAAUAUAAGUUCUAACGAAAGAGACAGUGCACACACCAGUGUGGAAAAGGAUGCUUGCAAAGCUUGUCGUUUUGAGAAUUUCACUGAUACACAUGGAAAAAAACUGAAGAAUGGAAAAAGAACUGAAGACCACCAGAGGGUACUGCUGGAUCACUUAACUGUUGGGGAAGAAUCUGAGGUGAUCACUAGCAGAGAAGGCCAUGGUGAUAAUAAUUUGCCCAGGAAUUCUCAGACCUACUUGCAAUGCCAAGCCAUUCAUAAUGAUUCUGUAAAACAACAGAGUCAGCAGUUUUUGGACUACACAUUGCUGAAAGAGGAAAAUCUUACACAUCAAAAAGGAGCAGCACAUAUGAUACUUGAACAGUAUGCAUCAUCUAAUAAGUUUUCAGAUGAGGCUCAAGAUAAGAACCACCCUCAAGCAGACAAAGAUGGGUUCACCAUGAUAAAAGAAAUCACUCAGGCAAAGCUAACCAAGGGCAACACCACUGGACAGCUUCAAAGGUUGGGAGACCCAAAGGAGCAAAGCUUAUAUCAUCAGCCAUUGAAGAAGGACAUUGAGUUAUGCUCGGGUCCUUGCCUUCCUGGUGCCCCCAGGAAACAGCAAGAUCCCAGCGUUGCUGGAUGUGAUCAAAUACAUGGUGCCUUUGUGAAUACUUCUGGUCAAAAAAGAAUGCUUCCUUUAAAGAAGCAGCCCCAUCGAACGUGUAAGAGAGUUUCCUAUCAGGAGCUGGUCAGUGUGGGGAGAAAAGUGGGUAAAGUCAGAAGUUCUGCCAUUGGAAAGAGUUCAUCCAAUUCUGUCCCCACCAAAGCACACAGACUUCUCAGCUCAUGUGCUGUGCCUGUACCCACACAAUUGAAAUCUGAACCAGUACCUAUCAGGAGCUUGCUUAGCCACAAACCAAAGCAGAAGGCUACUCUGUGCCAUCCCUUGAGCCUGAGUUUUAGGAAGCCUACCAAAGAAUCAGCCUUACUAAAUAAGCUAUCCAUCCUUGCCUCCAAACUAGCCCCACCUGCCAAGUCCCCGAUACUCAGAUACCAUCGGUGUUCCUCUGCACUUCUGCCAGUGGCUAAAAGUUAUAAGCGCCUCAGAUAUAAAAGGCUCCUGGAUGGAUUUUCAUAUAACGCAAUGCAGCUGAACCCAUAUAUGGCAGCUAAUAAAUGGGAUCAGAGGCCUAACAGCAAAUCCUUGGCACUUUAUUCUCUUGAAGCCAUCAAAAUGAGCUUCAUAGAUUUGAGCAAAAAGAUGCCAUCACUACUGUUUGGUUCUGAAAUCUUCCCAGUUUCCUUUCAUGUGAAACCAACCUCUAGUUGCAUGAUGGAAGCCUCGAGGACUUUUCCUGAGCACUGUGCUCCAUCGAGGCUUGCCUUAGGAGAGGCCUCCCAGUGCCUGCCUCAACCUCCCAAGUGGACCUUUUCUUUCUUUUUGUCCCAUGCUUGCCCUGGUAUGGCUACAUUCAGGGAAGACACCAGCCUCCAUGGUCAGGCACACACUCAGGCUCCUCCACAGACUCCAGCUCCUCUCCCAGACUAUGGAGGCACUGCCAUGGUCCAGACCAGAGCAGACUGCUCUGUCUUUGGCCUUCACACGCUUCUUGCACUUUGUUCUCCUGGAUGCUACCGAAUCUGGACAAAACAACGGAGCUUCUCAAAUCACAUGCCUACCAUGCAGAGGCUCUUCAUGACCCAGUUUACACAGGGAUUGAAAGGGCUAAGGUCUCCAGCCUCCAUAGCAAAUAAGGUCUUCUAUUCUCUGCCCUACUCGGUGGGCAGAGUGUUGUCCAUUUGGAGCCAGCAUGGGUCCUCUUCCUGCUCCUUCGAAAUCUCUGCUCUUCAUCAUAGCAAGCGGCAGCCGAGUCUGAGCACCACAAACAGCCACACCGGGUUACCAUAUGUGCCUCUUCCAGGCGUGGAUACCACAACAUUCAGUACCAUUGGCAAUCACGUGAGGCUAGAGCCUGCAUUCACUGCCUUGGUACCAAAGUCUUGCUUGGUAACAGAACCAGAUGUCAGCAAGCUCCUGCUUUCAGCCUCUGAGUUCCAGGUUCCUGUGUUUGAUGAGCUGGAUGGUGUGACAGCAGCACACCCUCGUCUUCAGGGCAGCCCUCCAGAACAGAAAGAGGUUGAGCCAGAGAAGAGGCCAAAGAAAGUCUCACAGAUUCGAAUACGGAAAACCAUUCCUAAGCCAGAUCCUAAUCUUACCCCAAUGGGCCUGCCUCGACCCAAAAGGUUAAAAAAGAAAGAAUUCAGUUUAGAAGAAAUAUACACCAACAAGAACUACAAAUCUCCUCCUGCGAACAGGUGUUUAGAGACCAUCUUUGAGGAACCCAAGGAACGGAAUGGUACACUAAUCUCAGUCAGCCAACAGAAAAGGAAGCGAGUUUUAGAAUUUCAGGAUUUUACAGUCCCUCGAAAGAGGAAAGCUCGAGGUAAAGUCAAGCUGACAGGCAGCUUCACCAGGGCCCAGAAGGCGGCUCUGCAGGGUCGAGAGCUGGAUGCUCUUUUGAUACAGAAGCUGAUGGAACUGGAGACCUUCUUUGCCAAGGAAGAGGAAAAGGAGCAGUCAUCAGGCUGCUGAGAAACAGUCCUGUUGGAGAUCCAAUUUGAGAAUUUUUUGCACCUCCCUGGAAGAGAUUUCUUAAUUUUGUCCUACACCUAAACCACUCACGACGCCCAUUUGGUGAAUUUUUAUCCAUUUUGAGGUGCAGUCUUUUUAAAAGCUGGUGAAGGAGGGUCCUCUACUUCUACUGCUGAGUACAAGAACCUCAGGAAUGCUCCUGUUCUCCUGGAAAUGGUCCUCAGUGGUGUCUGGCCACCGCCUGCAAGGGUCUGCCAUCCAUGGGGAAAGAAGCUCAUGCAUCUUAAGCAACACUAGGAUUCCGAGGACUCACAGUAUUUGCACGUCCACAUGAAAGUUCCACUUCAUUUACGGUGGUGCUAGACCAAGAUUACUCAAAAGCCUGGCCUAGGGAGGGGGUCCCAGCCUCCUGUCCUGUGUGGUCUCACCUGCUCAUUUCAGUAAUCAAGAAGAGAUGAUGUUUUCUAAUCCUUCUGAGUCUGUCUGCCUGAGACCUGUGUGUGUAUGUGUGUGUGUGUGUGUGUGCUUUUUGCAUCUUUUUCUCCCUUCUGUGACUUUGGGUCACUAGUGCCAGAGGAGCCAAUCAGGCCCCACUCAAAGUAAGUUGCACUUUUUUAAUGUUGUGGUGUUGAUGAUUUUCAUGUAUUUUAUUUUUUAUUAUUUUUAUCCUUUUGUAUUUUUGCUGCAUGUCUGGGGCCUUUAAAUGUGAUUUUCAAACAGUUUUUAAGAGGAGAAAGACAACACAUGUCUUAAGAGAAUAAAUUAUUCGCAGGCAUUGGAUCAGUUAUCUUCACACAGGGACAUUUUCUCAUUCAUAUGUUCCAAGCCGUCCCUCCUCAUCUCCAGUUUCUAGUGUAGCUCAUGAGGGUAGUGCUCUUUCCAUCGGUCUUCUCAAUCCUGUCUGCUUAUGAGUGUGACUUUAUCUGCAGUGUUGGUGUAGAGCCAAGUUGGGCACCGUGGUUCCUGGCAAGAGCUGUCCCAGUGGCCUGCUCUAAGACUGAGAGAGAGUCAGGUCAUAGUUCAGAUGCUAAGACACAUGCUUACAAUGGGGUCCCCAAAUUUCUACCACCGACCCUGUUUUAAGGGCACCUAGUGUACCCUGGGUCUUGGGUCAGACCUACUAGAAGUGUCAACUGCCAGAAGUAACUGGCUUUCUGUGUGUGUGUGUGUGAGAGGACUUAGUAGGCCUAAAGGUAGUCUUUCCCUGUGUGCCAGCCUCCCUCCCCCACCCCUCCUCUCCUGUGGUUUCUCCUUGUAUCUUUUUGUUGUGUGUGUGUGUGCGCGUGUGUGCGUGUGUGUGUGUGCGCAUGUGUGUGUGUGUGUUUCUGUCUCUUUAAGGGUUUAAAGAACAUUCCCUAGCUAGCAAGUGAGAUGCUCAGGCACCCUUAAGACACUGGUUACCUCUUCUCAUCCUCCCCCGAACCACUGCCACGAAGCAGCCGCUGAUGGAAUUCAUGGAGAAGAGCAAGCAGUGCUGUCCGGAAGUGUUGGCUGACAACUCUCCUCGGAUUCUUGCAUUCCCCAUUUGUUGGUGGGAAGAUGGGGUGGGGGGUGAAGGGAUCUCUAUGUGCCUUUCCUUUGUAGGUUGUUUGUGCUACUCUGGAGUAGAAAAACUGACCUAAACAGGAAAAGUCUGUCUUCCAGGCCUGCCUUUUCUAUAACUGCGAUAUCAUGCCUGCUCAUCCUUGGGGCUGCUGUAGUCAUAGCCUGACUUGAUUACGAGAGGCACCGGCUUCCCAUGCUGGCUCUGAACGAUGGGGACCACAUUCUCUUAUUCUAUACCUUGUCCAGACACUAUGGACACAUUCUGUGUGUGUCACCUCAACACUUCUCCCUUCCCAAACCGGUUUCCAGCCUCUCAUAUUGCUUCUCUGCCCUUUUGCUGCAGGAAGGGCAUACAUAGGUGGCACUCAUCAAUGAGCGGGGAGUCAGCUGAGGCAGGAGUUGAGGUGGGCUCAGCCGUAGGACCACCACCAAGACAGAUCUUUCAUGUUGGGUCCUCAGUCAUGAUACUUGAAAGCGCCAGGAACAGUGAUCUCGAACAUGGCCAUCUUGGACCAGAGGACUAGAGGAAUGUAGGGCAAAGCUGCUCUGGGGCCAACCCCACCACUCUUUGAUUUUUGGUUGUAUUUUGUUUUAUUAGAGAAAGGGUCUCAUUCUGUAGCUUAGGCUGGCCUUGCUGGAACUUGGCUGUGUAACCCUAGGCAGGCCUGGAACUAUACUUGGCCUCCCAAGUACUGGGACUAUAAGCAUGAGCCACCUUGCCCAACCUGCCUGUAAUUCUUGGCUUGCUCUGUAGUGAGGGCUCUUCAGGGGGCCAAGGAGGAGCCCCCCUGUUAGAAACUUCAAUACUCACCUGAAGUUGAUCCUUUGAGCUUAGCCAAUAUCUGGUUUCACCGCUGAUGAGCCAGGGUCAGGGUUAUCAGUAGAACAUACAGCCUCUGGCCACAGCAGGAGACAUUAGUCAGCUGCUGGCCUAUCACCUGCCCAGAACAAUGGGAAAUCUGUUGGGAGCUGGUAGUUUCUCACUUACCCCAAGUAGUAGGAAGUUAGCAUUAAAUACAACUUACAGAAGUAUAACACCUCCAGAAAUUUAGUGUUUUCGUGCCAUGGGAAGAGAGGAGAAAUCUCAGGUCCAGUCAGGAUUGUGCCCAACUCCUUGCCCAUCUUUCCAUUUCUACCCAUACCAACUUCCUCCCCUCCCAUCUCUUUUUUUUCCUCUCUUAGCCUCCUUCCUAGCCUCAUUUCUGCAUUAAUUUGGACGUACCUCAUUGCCUGGUAAAGCAGAGAGGGAAGUGCCGUGGAAACACGUAUGUAGCGUUUGCCUUACGUGGAGCCAAAAGAGCUCAGAAACUCAUGCUGUGAAUCCCCAAAUUCAGUGCUCCUCUUAAGAGCUGUGAAAAAAUCAUGACAUUAUGUCACAGUUCUGCCUAAAAAGGGGUCUUUUGAUCAACUCCAGAUCCCACUUUGGACAUCCCUUCCCUGGGGACUCAUCCCCUGGCCACCCGGCCACCAGGGUGAAGACAGGACAGCAGGUCCAGGGUCACAGUACAGCCGAGCAUCUCCAAGCUGGGGUUCCCUCUCGUCUGUACCAUGUACAUCACAAGAUCUGUGAAAGACCAACCUUUAGGCAGUGAUGCUUUUCUCCCAUUACCUGGGGAGGGACGAGUGCAGUUGGUGCUUUCUUUCAUACCCUUGUUUAGUUUGAUUUCUGUAAGCUUCCCCCCCUCCCCCAUCAUGGAAAGAACCAUUUAAAUAACCACAGUGUAGGUGGCUAUAUCCAAAGUAUAAAUAAUUGGCCAGAUGUGCAGAAUAUCAUUGUCUGCAUUCAUAUCAGUAGAAGGCUCUUUCCUGAACUAAAUGAGUUACAUACCGCUGGCUAGGGAAGGAGACAAUGUGGCUAGAAUCACAGUUCAGUAUUAGAACCUUGUCCCACAGGGAACAGGGAAGACAAAGUGGGCUGUGCAUGGGUCUUUUGUCACCUGCCACCCAGCACAGCAUGCUCAGAUUUGGUGCUUGUCAGCUGUCAGCACAAGCUCUUCUCUGGUACUGGAUUGAACUUCAAUUCUCGGUGAGUGGCCUCUGUGUCUCCUUGAGCUGGGGUUUGGGCCAGUAAAUAGCUGCCUCAAGUGUCUAUAUGAUCAUGGUCAAUAGUUGAGUGAAAAUUUGUACAUUUUUGGUAACAUUGGCAUACAGGAUGUCCCUGCUGUUCCUUUUCUGUUUAGUAGUUUGUGACCCAAAUGCCCACUGUUACAUGUAUUAAUUUAUGGAAAUAAAUUUUUUUGAACACCUU